UCCAUCUUAAGUAUAAAUACACCCAAAGCUUUCCGUCCAUCCACCAGCUAACCUCGAGCUUCACUACUCUCACUGCUCUCUCUAACCUCCAUGGAAACAGCCCAAAGCAUCUCAGUACUCAAUCAAAUACGAGAGCAUCUUUUCGGCGACGCCGCCGCCUCCUUUGACGACCUCUUUACCAGUUUCCCGUCCCCCCCUCCGGCCGCCACCACCUCUUCUAGCGAACUCACCAUCUCCGAUUACCUCGAUCAGACAGAUAUCCAAACCUCACCCAUCCCCGACCACUACGGCGGCGGGUUCAGAUUUUGCGAACCGGCUCAAAAAAUGAUCCGAUUCGGUGGCGAUCGAUCCGAAAUCGGGCUCAUGCGCAACAUCCCCAACGCCGUCGCUCCGCAGGUGGAGUGGAUCAACGCCUCCGACGGCGAUCUUCGCCCAGCGGAGCUGUUCGAUUUUCAUAGGUACCGCGGCGUGCGGCAGCGCCCGUGGGGGAAGUUUGCGGCGGAGAUCCGCGAUCCCAAGCGCAGGGGAUCUAGGGUUUGGCUCGGGACUUUUGAUACCGCGAUGGAAGCCGCGCGGGCUUACGACCGCGCCGCGUUUCAGAUGCGCGGCAGCAAGGCGAUUCUGAACUUUCCCAAUGAGGUUGGAAGCUCGGCCAAUUGGGUUCGGCCGGCGAUGGCGGUGGAGAAGAGGGGAAGGGAGGACGAGGCAGCGGAAAGGGAGGUUAAGAGGACGAGGGAGGAGGAAUCUGAGAGGAAUAUUCCGUCGGAAGGGCCUUUAACACCGUCAAUAUGGUCGGUGGUGUUGGAAGGGGCGGAUGUUGAAGAGCUCUUCAAUAUGCCGCCUCUUUCGCCCCUAUCUCCUCACCCGUCGCUGAGAUUCCCACAGCUUAUUUGCUAAUGGUGAUUUGAAAUCAAAGAAGAAAAAAACUCAUGAAACGACGUUAAUGGCGGUUCAAAUUAGUGCUAAUUAUAUAUUAAUUGAAAGGUCUUAAGAUUGCUGGAUUUAAUUCUUCCUGCGAUGAAUUUGUAAUUUCAUAGUACAAAUUUGAAAU
Molecule: messenger RNA, 1051 nt
Organism: Dendrobium catenatum
Lineage: Eukaryota; Viridiplantae; Streptophyta; Magnoliopsida; Asparagales; Orchidaceae
Product: ethylene-responsive transcription factor 5-like
Exons: 1
Coding region: 91-897 (268 amino acids)
Biological process (GO): ethylene-activated signaling pathway; regulation of DNA-templated transcription
Molecular function (GO): DNA-binding transcription factor activity; DNA binding
Source: RefSeq, a predicted model, not a curated record